UGGAGUAGUUUAAGAAGUAGUAACACCAAGUUAUUGUAUUCAAGUGGUUAAUGAGCUCCACUUAAGUUCAAAGAACUCGAGUUUGAAUUCUGUGUGAAACUAUUCUUGGUCAAACUUUACUUACUUUCCAGCCGAAUUCUGGUUUACCAUGAGCCCCCCUUCCUCGAGAACAGAGAGUUAACACUAUUUUUUAAUGAAGUAGGAAACUCUUGAAGUAGUAAAUACAUGAACAUUUUUCUUUAACACAUGAAAUAUUGUUUUAGAAAAAACAUGUGACACAUGGGGCAAAUUUAUGAACCUAUUACCAAUUUAGGUAUUUUCUUUUGUCAGUGUCAAUCUCAUAUUUUCCAUAUCUGUGAUAAUUUUUUUACGUUUUCAACACUUUAUCUUUCUGGCAGUAGGAAUAGGGAAAAAGCAUGAAACAAUUCAGUGAAUGAGCAGACCUGUAUACUAUCUAUAAAGUGGAAUAUUUUAAUUUUAGGUAUUUUAGCCUGCUUGAAGUAGAAUAGUAUUGCCUACCCGGCAUGCCCCUCCUCAAAUCUGAAUUUUAGGUAUUUUAGCCUGCUUGAAGUAGUUUCUUACCUUGAAUAGUAUUGCCUACCUGGCGUGCCCAUCCUCAAAUGCCUCCCCAUGACAUCUAAUCUGAAGUUUUCUUACUUAUCUUGAUGGAUGAGUAGGCAGUGGCCAUUUGAUUCAUAACCUUGGAGAAGAUUAAUUCUUCAGAUUAUUUAUUCAGUCAAAGUUACGUGUAUAGGAGGGUAGUUGUUGAUAAUCUAGUUUAAAACCUUACCUACCUGCUUGUUUUAUACAGGUUUGUGAUAGCAAGCUAAUGAUUAAGAGGGUCUACACACACUAGGUUAGUAUAGACUUAAGAGGUCAGCAAGGGACACCAACGCCCCAAAUAACUGAAUGCCAAAGAAAAGAGAAUAAUUCAAUCAACAGUUAGCAGUUAGAUCAUAAAACCUCUUCCUUACUAAUAUCAGAGAAAUCAUAAAACCUCUUCCCUGGCAAAUGGAGGAACUCGCCGUAUUCAUUUGACGGUUCUAAACUCCGAACGAGCUGAAGAACAAGAGGUCGUCGGGUACAAAUUUCGUUACCACGUGAAAGUCAUGGCCGACGAGAGCUUCGAGAACACUAGACUUGCCUCUACUUUGACUACCAACAACCGCCACUAGAGGUAGGUUAAUAGCUGAUUGGCUUUCGACGCGGAAGAAAAUGUCUUGAAGUCGGUUUACCUUAGAGAUCACGGCGGAACCAAGAGGAACGGGAGCGGGGAUGAUGAUGGAGGAGGAGAUGAGACAAUGUCGUCCACCAUGAUUGGAUCGGUGGAAAAGUGGAACCCUAGUUAGGGUUUUGAAAUGUAACGGUUUGAUUGGAGAGAGGUGGAGAUUCAAACUCGGUGUACUUUUGGAGUGUUGCUUGUGUUGUGGGUAGAAUUUCAAUUUUGAGGAUUUUGAAAUGAAGAUAGUAAUCACGCGUUUGUAGCGCUUCUACUGUUUGAUUGUGUUAUACCAUCUAGAGAAGAAAGCCACUUAUUUUCCCCAUUCAUUCGUGAGACAUCAAGAGGAACUCAGGUGCAAUCCACUAGUGAUCUUCGAAGGCCAUAUCCAUAUAUUUGAAGUUCAUUAUAUGCAUGCAUGGCAGUCAAUGGUCAAACGUAGAGUGAAACAAAUUGGUGGUUUAGAGACUCUAUCUUCUGACAUUAGUGAAUGGCUGAAACUGAUAGGGAAGCGGGAGAAAACAAGGGCGUCUCAGACAGGCAGAUUCGUUUGAAGAUUGUGUCACCAAAUGUUUUGGACAUGACACUUGUAGAUCUCCCAGGUAUUACAAAGGUUCCUGUUGGCGAUCAGCCUUCUGAUAUUGAAGCCCGGAUCAGAACAAUGAUCAUGUCAUAUAUCAAAGAGCCCUCCUGUCUUAUUCUAGCUGUCACACCGGCAAAUUCAGACUUGGCUAAUUCAGAUGCUCUUCAGAUGGCAGGAGUGGCUGAUCCUGAGGGUAAUAGAACGAUCGGUGUAAUCACAAAGUUGGAUAUCAUGGACAGAGGUACUGAUGCCCGAAAUCUGUUACAAGGAAAAGUUAUUCCCCUCCGACUUGGCUAUGUUGGCGUUGUAAAUCGUAGUCAGGAGGAUAUUCAAAUGAACCGGAGUAUAAAAGAUGCUCUUGUUGCUGAAGAGAAAUUUUUCCGCAGCCGUCCUGUAUACAACGGUCUAGCGGAUAGUUGUGGUAUACCUCAACUAGCAAAGAAGUUAAACCAGAUUCUAGCGCAACAUAUCAAAGCUGUGCUACCUGGGCUGAGAGCACAUAUAAGCACUAACCUAGUUACUGUUGCAAAGGAGCAUGCGAGCUAUGGAGAAAUCACAGAGUCUAAGGCUGGUCAGGGCGCUCUUCUCCUGAACAUUCUUUCAAAAUAUUGUGAAGCAUUCUCCUCCAUGAUUGAGGGAAAGAAUGAGGAGAUGUCUACAUCCGAGUUAUCCGGCGGGGCACGAAUUCAUUAUAUUUUUCAAUCCAUCUUUGUCAGGAGUUUAGAGGAGGUAGAUCCAUGUGAAGGCUUGACUGAUGAUGAUAUUCGUACUGCCAUACAAAACGCAACUGGGCCAAGAUCAGCAUUGUUUGUACCCGAAGUACCAUUUGAAGUCCUUGUGCGAAGGCAAAUCUCUCGUCUAUUGGAUCCAAGUCUUCAGUGUGCGAGAUUUAUAUAUGAUGAAUUAAUAAAGAUGAGCCAUCGCUGUAUGGUGACUGAACUGCAGCGGUUCCCUUUCUUAAGGAAGCGCAUGGAUGAAGUUAUAGGAAACUUUUUACGGGAAGGUCUUGAACCAUCAGAGAACAUGAUUGCUCACAUAAUGGAGAUGGAGAUGGACUACAUAAAUACUUCACACCCAAAUUUUAUUGGUGGAAGUAAGGCAUUAGAAUUUGCAGUGCAACAGACCAAAUCUUCUAGGGCUGCCUUAUCAGUUUCUAGACCAAAGGAUGCUUUGGAAUCUGAUAAGGGAUCAGCCUCUGAAAGAAGUGUGAAGUCACGGGCUAUUCUUGCUAGACAAGCUAAUGGAGUUGCUGAUUCGGCUGUCCGUACUGUAUCAGACGCCGAAAAAGUUGCAGCUUCUGGAAACAUUGGUGGUGGAUCAAGUUGGGGUAUCUCAUCCAUUUUUGGUGGAGGUGGUGAUAAGUCUGUGAAGGAGAGUGCUGCUAGUAAACAACAAGCCGAACCAUUUCAUAGCAUGGAACAAUCAUUUUCUAUGAUCCAUUUGACUGAGCCACCUCCUAUCUUGAGGCCUUCCGAUACUAAUUCAGAGACGGAAACUGUUGAAAUUACAGUCACAAAGUUGCUUUUGAAAUCGUACUAUGACAUUGUCAGGAAAAACAUUGAGGAUCUCAUCCCCAAAGCAAUUAUGCACUUCUUGGUAAACAACACCAAGAGAGAGCUACACAAUGUAUUCAUUAAAAAGCUAUACAGAGAUAACCUGUUUGAAGAGAUGUUGCAAGAACCUGAUGAGGUAGCCUUGAAAAGAAAGCGUUGUAGAGAACUUCUCCGAGCUUAUCAGCAAGCAUUUAAGGACUUGGAGGAGCUGCCCAUGGAAGCUGAAACAGUUGAAAGAGGAUACAGUUUACCUGAUACAAAUGGUUUGCCCAAAAUUCAUGGACUACCAACGUCAUCGAUGUAUUCAUCAAGUAAUAUUGGAGAUUAUUAUGGAGCUUCUCCUAAGCACCAUAAAUCAAAAAGGUCUUCUCAUUCUGGGGAACUUCAAUCUCCAUUUUAUGCUAAUGCAGAUUCCAACGGAAAUGGAAAACAAUCCGCCUCAGGUUUUUAUCCCACGCUUGAUACAUAGGCUAUAGCUAAACAAGCUCACUAGUCCAAGUAGUUUAAUUCAAGGUGUGUUAUUCAUUUGAUUAGUUUGUAACAUUUGGGAUUUGGAGUUCUGCCUUCCAGAGCUGGAAUGCACGAACCUAAUGUUUUCUGACUAAGAUGGUCUUGAAUGUCGGUCAAGGCUUGGUUAACACAAGUUCACCUUUUGUUCUCAUAUAAGUUUGGCAUUAUUAAAAAGCUCCAGUAACAAUAAUAGGAGAGGUGAUCUUUCACAUUUUUGAGAAUCGGCUUUCUGUAUAUGAAUAUGAUGACCUUUUUUCUUUCUUUCGUUAGUUAGGUAUUGUCUUUAGCAAUUAUGCAGAUUUGCAAUUUGUUUGCAGUAAAAGCAGGACGUUAUUUGCUAUGUGAAAUGGUUUGCAAGUAGUGGUUUUCCCAUUGAUUGUUAUUGCAAUAUAUAUACAAGUUAUUCUUUAAUGCUAUGUUGAUUUGAUCUUUGCAAUGGUUGAA
Messenger RNA from Vicia villosa (hairy vetch), 4309 nucleotides. RefSeq names its product dynamin-related protein 3A-like. The transcript is spliced from 20 exons. Gene Ontology annotation, biological process: peroxisome fission; mitochondrial fission. Gene Ontology annotation, molecular function: microtubule binding; GTPase activity; GTP binding. Gene Ontology annotation, cellular component: microtubule; membrane; mitochondrion. The record is from RefSeq and is a predicted model, not a curated record. Lineage: Eukaryota; Viridiplantae; Streptophyta; Magnoliopsida; Fabales; Fabaceae. The coding region runs from base 1710 to 3824 and encodes 704 amino acids.